AUUUUCUUUACUGAUUUUAUAUUAUCCUAAUCGACGAGUAUGAUGUCUUAGCUUUCAUUUUAAGGAGAUCAACAAGUUGAAAAAUAUUUAUUUUAAUAUUUUGCAAAAGAGAAAUUGAAUAGCCCACAGUUAAUUGAUAGAAAAUAUCAGUUAUUAACAUAACUAACCUAUAAAACGAAAUUUCUCUUAAGAUGAUUUCAGUGUUUACUAGCUAACCGACAAUUUUUCUGUGUAUUUAAACCAUACUAAUUACCAGUGAGCAUUUGAGGAGUACCUAGAACACAAACAGUCUAUGUGAAAAGAUCGAAAAAUUUCUCUCAGUGUACAAAAUUUAAAGUACCUGCCAAAGGUUUGCGCACCAUUGACAUAUAUCGUAGAAAUGCUGUAAAUUCUUUUAUUUGUUUGCGAAAACUCUCUGAGAUGUGCCGUGAAGGUCCAGCACACACAUAGCAACAACAUUUCGCAGGUGAUUGGCAGAGAAAUUGUGUGAACAGUUGGCAACAGGUAAACAGCGACGACUGGAAUAGCGAACUGUUAACUGUGGAUGAUCGAGCUAAACGUCAGAUGGAGUGAGCAGAGAUUAAAGUGAGGUGUUAGAGAGGGGUAUGGUUACAAUAAAACAUGUUUCUUCUUAUUGGCAUUUCAAGCUUUUUUACAUAAAAAUGUGGCACCCAUUGAGUUUUACAAAUGCGAUGGCUGGUAAUUGUUCAGCGAAUGUGUGUGUGUGUGUACUUGUAUGCAUACGUGUUGGUUGAUAUUUGGUUAACAGCUUGUGUGCGCAAAUUGACAAUGCGCGCGCUUGGAGAAACCGAUGAGAGCGGCGGCAAGCGAAGAAGCUGCGCUGAGGUAGAGGUGCGCAAGAACAGCUGAGUUGAGUCGCUUUUGGUGUUGCUGAGGCCAUGGAGUGCGGCAUUCUAUAGCUGACAAGUGAACAUUUAAAGUGUUUGGGUUUUUAUUGCUUCACUUUAAUGUUUUGCUGGCAUGCCAAUUGCAGCAGUAAAGGCGCUGCCAACAAAUACAAUAGCAAAAACAACAACAUCAAUAACAUACGUACAAUAACAAAAACCAUAAUGUAGCAUAACAAUGAAGUAUCGUCGAAACCUGCUGCUUGGCUGGCUUUGCGCACCAACCGGUGUUUCGAGGCACCAGAUUCAAUUUGUAUUUACAUUCAUGCCGAUAGGUUAGUCAGUUUUCAAGUGCGGUCUGAGCGUGUUGUGCGGCGCGGCAAAAAUCGAGAGCGAAUAUCAUCAGUAGCAAUAGCAAUAACAGUGCCAAUAAGCUGAACGCUUUGUGCAGUUGGCGAACGAUAGUUGAAUGCAGCUGUUGGCGAUUGCGGCAUACUAAUUUUUUCGCGCACUUAAAAUAACCGUUAAAGCGACAAAGCGUAGAAUUCGAAAAGAAUAGCGAACGAAAUGAAUAGCUUAUAAAAAAUAAGGUUGGCGGUGUUAGCUUAAAAUUCCAGUUAAUUUACAAAUUAUAUGUGUGAUUUAUAGAGAAACCAGUAAAUAAAUCUUACAAAUACAGUGGCGAUUUGCACUGAAAGUAACUUGAUACGGUGAUGUACACACCAGCAAUAACAUUAACAAUUAAGAAAACGAUAAAAAGGUGUCAGGCGCGUUGUGAAUAAAUUAAGCGCCAGUGGAGUUCUUGAAAGUCGUUUAGAUAAGGGAAUGUCGCAAAUGUUUGUCUAAAAACCUUGCUUUUCGGCGCAAAAUACGUCGAAGAUAAUCGAAGUAUAUAAAAUUAAAAAGUCUACAAAGUCUCCAAAACACACGAAAAUCUAACAAAUUGCAUAAAUAUUGUCAGAAAUGCUUUAGCGAGUUAACCAAAGUAGAAAAAGUAAUUUGCAGAACUCUACACAAAAGUCUACAAUAUCACAGAAAUGACAAAUAAUGAAUAUUAUAUUUAAAUAACUCACACUAUAACUUAAUUUUCAUUAAAAAUUACAAAAAUACUAAUCAUAAACUGGAAAGUCGCCUACGUCAAGUUACGUAAUCUGAAUUCAAUAAAAAGAACACCCAACCAACAACGAAACCUAAAUUUACAAACACAAAGUGAAUGUUUAAAAGUCUUAUAGAAUUAAAAUUCAAGUAUAGUAUUCGAGUAAAACUUAUUAAAACCGGAAAAGCAGUACAACAUGUCUGCAAUGGUAGCUCUACGUCGCUUCAUCGAUCUACUACUCUUUGUAAUACUGGUUGCCGUCGAAGUCGCCUUGCGACAAUGGAUACCGCCACAAAAGCGCGGCUUCUUUUGCGGCGACGAGUCGUUGCAAUAUCCUUUUACUGGCACACAAACUAUAGGGUUUGUAGCGCUAUGUAUUAUAAUCUUCGGCAUACCAUUCUUCGUCAUAUUUGUUGUCGAACUCUUUCGCCAAUUAUCACAUAGUCGCGGCAAGAAACAACAUGCAUCACAAGAUGCCGCAAACGAGUCGUGUCACUGUGGGCGUCGUUGGAAGAAUAUCUACGCACAAAUAGGCUACUAUUUGCUUGGCUUACUAAUGACACUAGUCACUACAGAGAUAGGGAAGCGUUCGAUCGGUCGUUUGCGUCCGUACUUCUUCAGCAUCUGCAAGCCGCGUUUUAGCGACGGCACCAACUGCGACUUCGAUCAGAAUCAAGGUCAUUACUUCACCGACUACAAAUGCGAAAGUGAUGUGAGUCAAAGGAUGAUGGCUGAAAUGGCAAUGUCCUUCCCUAGUGGACACUCUUCGACCGUCUUUUAUGCCAUGAUCUAUAUAGCGCUCUACUUGCAAGUGGCGCUGAGCACACGCGGCUCCAAGCUACUCAAGCAUUUACUGCAAUUCAGCGCCGUAAUGUUGGCUUGGUAUGUGGCGUUGACACGCAUCAACGAUCACUGGCACCACUGGUCCGAUGUGUUGGUGGGUAUAUUGUUGGGCUCUUUAUUUGCUUGGUUGGUGGCACGUUAUGUGGCCAAGUUUUUUGAGGGCCGUUGCUCAACGUCUUCUGCGGUGGCGUCGAAAAUCUUAGUGCACUCCGGUUUGGCAGCUGCGUCGGCGCAAUCGGCGACGCCAGUCUUGCCCGCGUACACAUUUGGCAGUGUGCCGUAUCUGCAGCACCACGGACCGAAUCACGCCGCCUACGGUCAGACAUACCACAACUAUGGUUACGUGCCGUAAAACGGGCUUUUGGAAGAGGCGGCGAAAUGUAAACAUAUAAUGAAACGCACGUACAUACACACAUGUGGCAGCAGCAGUGGCGGUGGUUCAAUAUACAACAAACUUAAGAAAUGUCUGGAAAUGCAGUUGAGCUGCAGUGAAAGCCAUUGCAAUUUUGUUAUUAUUUGUAUUUUUUUUUGUUUUUUUAAAUUUUUUUUAAUUUUAAUUUCGCAAUGCACGCAUGUGGCAUUGGAAUUCGUGUAGCAAAGAGAAAUUCUGCAAACAAUUGUAUGCAUGUCUACAUGUAUUGCAGAAUUUCACAGUUGAAUGAUUUUGUUGAGGUCUGCAACUGCUUAGUCAAACGCUAAUUGUUGCUAAUUGCCAACGUUGGCACUAAUCACUUACAUACUUGUCUUAAGUGGAGCAUAUGUAAACGUAUAAUUCACAUAAUAGUUUUAAAAAAUAACUGCAAAUUUGUCUAAAUUCGUCGCUACUUAAUUGUAAGUAGGUUUAUGCUCUAAUUAAAUGUUAAUUAAAAUCUUUAACGGCUUUAAACGAUAGUCUACGAUUGUUACAUCACUAAUAAUCACUUAAUUUCAAGUGCAUUGUAUACUAAUACAAUUAUAGAAGUUAAAUAAUUCUUAUUUUAAAAAGUCUCCACAAAGUCUCCAAAAUGUAUUUCGUUAUAAAUAACUUAAUUUGAGUAUCUAAUUAUAUAUGCACUGUUUAGAAGUCCGCACAUAGCGUUUUUAAUGUCUCCAAAAAAGUCUCCAAAGUCUAUAUCAUUUCAACACAUCUAAAUUUAAGUCAAACAUAAAGUAAUAUGUCAUAAAAUGCCAAGAAAAAAUAAAAUUAGAAAGUCUCCAAAGAUGUUUGAAGCGUUAAAAUGCGCAGCUAAUAACUUUUUUUGUUGAACAUCUAGUACGAAUAUUUUCGAAAAUAUGAAUAUUAUCGAAAACGCUAGUUAAAUGGCAAUUAUUUAUAUAAAAAAGUAUUUAUAUGUACGAAAACUAUAUAUACUAUUAUAUAAGAAAUUGUAUAUUUAUUGAGCUAUAGUAUAUUAUUUCUUGUUUUUACAAAUUUACAGCUAUCGGUUUAUCAAAUUAUUUCAAAGCGUAUAUUUAUGAUUUCAAUUUGUAUUUAUAUUGUCAACUAUCUUUUAUACACCUAUUUCUAUUUUUAAUCAAAAGAUUGUUUAUAUUUGUAACUCAAUGUGACUACGAAUAUCUAUGGAUCUAUGUAUUCAUAUAUAUAUAUGUAUGUACAUAUAUGUAUUUACAAAUUGGUUUGAAGCGAAAUUCAUCAAAUGCGCUUUGAAGAACUUCAACAGUUUAAACAAUUUUUAAUAAAAAGUACAAUUAUUGUUAUAUAAUAUCAUCACA
This is a messenger RNA of Bactrocera oleae (olive fruit fly), 4497 nucleotides long. The record is from RefSeq and is a predicted model, not a curated record. Lineage: Eukaryota; Metazoa; Arthropoda; Insecta; Diptera; Tephritidae.